AUGGGUAACUAUAAACCAAGUAUUAAGCAAUAUGUUGUGACAGCAAAAGCAAUAAAAUCCUCACAAUUUGCAAGACUUGGUAUCUGCGCGAUAGUUCUUCUUUUCAUAUUGGGCUAUCCCUUCUACUUCAUAUCAAAUAACCCAUUCGAUACAUCAAUACGAUUCCAAUACGUUGAUCCAUAUAAUGAUACCACUCGAAAGUAUACCACCAUUGAAAAACAACACACCGAUAUUGGUGGUAACAGUACCACUAUUAUCUAUCCCAAAAAUUUAGACUUGGACUUAGACCAGGCGGCUUUGCAGCAAGUUUUAAAUACCACCAACACAACAAACCCCUUUGUCCAAUACAUUGGUAACUCGUCAUCUAUAGCGUUUAGUCAAUUGAAUCAAACUUUAGCUACUCACAAUAUACAGGUUUUUGAUUCGUCUUCAAACUCCAAAAACUGUCUGGAUAUAUUGACUGAAACACGAUUAACAAUUUCCCAAAACAUAAUUAUCAAGGAGCUGUUUGAAAUAAUGAUCAAACGACUAAUUCAUCAAUUGAAUACGGAACCAGCAUUUAAAGAGCUUGCGCCUUUUUUCCAGAAUAGACUUUCACUUCAUUUGCGAUGGAAAACGUAUCAUAAACAUUUUUACAAAUUUGCCGGAACCUCGGUAUGGUUAAAGGAUUAUGGGGUACAUUUAAUGAUUAGUAGGGUCAUAUACUCUCAGAAAGCUAAAAAGGGGGAUCCUCAAAUAUCGUUACUAUAUGCUCAAUUAUAUGAUACUAAUUGGCAAGAAUUAACAAAUACAGAUCUCCUUGUGUCGAUGCAAGAUACCACUGGGGCAUACAAAUUGGAAACAUUGCUGUUCCCACGAUUCUUACCCAUGCCCUUUUAUUUCAACCCCCUGUUAACUAAAGGAAGAUGGUAUGGUCCCGAGGAUGCACGUAUUAUGUUGGUUAAAAACCAAUUGGAUAUAGAAGAGCCAAUGAUAAUUUUCAAUUCAUAUCAUCGUCAAAUCACUAAUCAUACAACUACUGAAACGAAAGAUGGUUCUGUUGAACUAAAUUUUGAGUUUUAUAGAUCAAUGUUUGUUGGUUGGCCAUUUAGAUACCAAUUGGGUAAAGCAAAUACUGAUGGGUUCGUUGACGAUAGGUUUGAUAAUGUAAAGUUCACAAGAGUGGCCGAAUUAAAGAUUCACAACCAAACUCGAGCUGCAGUUGAGAAAAACUGGACGCCCUUUGUUGAUCCUUCAGAACGGAAUCCUGAAGACAAGAGUCUUUAUAUUGUAUAUCAAUGGGAUAAAUUGAGGAUUUUAAAAUGUGACAUUAGCAAUUUAGUGACUGACGAUGGGUUUACUCAUUAUAGUGCAUGCAAGUUCAAACAGGAUAGUAAACUUAAGAAAGUGGAAAAAGUGGGACCAAUCAGAGGAGGCACAGAAUUGAUUCCAACAACUAUAGACAACAAACGGUUAUGGAUUGGGUUUUUGAGAGCACAUAUUGAUAAAUGCGGUUGUGGGAAAGCUAUGUAUCGUCCGAAUAUGGUAGUAUUGCAAAAGACCGACAAGGGAACAUUUAAGGUAGCUUAUUUAUCGUCAUAUAUAUCGUUCAAUAUUCCUGUUCCUGGUUGGAAAACUCCGGAUAUCCAAUGUGCCAAAAAAGACCCAAGUGUUUUGAUUCCCAAUGGUAUUUCUAAUUGGGAAGUGGCUACAAUUGAUGGAAUUGAGCGAGAUGUUUUGACUAUGACAUUAUCUGCUGCUGAUGAAGACAACAUUCUUAUGGAUAUACAUGGGUUAAAAACAGUUAUUCAGGAUCUUAUUACAAAUCAGAAACAAGACAACGAAUUGGACACUGACCUGGUUCAAAUGAAGUGUGUUGUUGCUUACUCAACUGAAUUCUGUAGAGCGUAUGGUGAGGAACAGGCCAGGUUAGGGUUGACAGGAGGAUGGUUGCCACAGCAUAUUUAG
Candida dubliniensis CD36 is the source of this 1947-nucleotide messenger RNA. RefSeq names its product Bmt6p (gene BMT6). Gene Ontology annotation, molecular function: mannosyltransferase activity. The transcript has a single exon. The coding region runs from base 1 to 1947 and encodes 648 amino acids. Lineage: Eukaryota; Fungi; Ascomycota; Pichiomycetes; Serinales; Debaryomycetaceae. The record is from RefSeq and is a predicted model, not a curated record.